Molecule: messenger RNA, 861 nt
Organism: Corticium candelabrum
Lineage: Eukaryota; Metazoa; Porifera; Homoscleromorpha; Homosclerophorida; Plakinidae
Exons: 1
Coding region: 285-650 (121 amino acids)
Source: RefSeq, a predicted model, not a curated record
GCAGACUUGCUGACCAAGAAGGAGACCAGUCAAACUCCAUUGAGCUAGCACACCAUGUUCGAGACCAACUGACUGAUUGGGUUGAGAAAACUAUUCUUCAGUCAUCUGUUCGGUUGGAAAGGAAAUUGCGAAAAAACUUGGAGAGUCCUCAAGCUGCUGCUCAACAUGCCUAUGAAGAAAGUUUUGGAAAAGAAAAUUGGACUGAUGUCAUUGCCUAUUGCGAGAAUGCAUUUAAGUAUUUGCAACGUGUAUUUGAGAAACGAUUUGACUGCAUCGCUGAUGACAUGAAACUAAACGACUUGGCUGGUGUCAAGAAGCAAGUUGGUACUUGGGUUGAAACGUUAAAAAAAGUUACAAAAUUGUGGGAAAAAUCACCAGAACAUCAAAGUCAAAUUACUGAUAAAACGACAACAAAACAAUUUGUGGAAUUUGCUGCUUCACAUUUCCACUCAUGUAGAUCUAAUGUGGAUACUGUAUCCUCUUAUCAAAUGUUACAAACUUUGAUCCCUGACAAUGUUGAAAUUUCAGAUCCAAAGCUUUUCAUAAAAUUCUUCUUGGAAAAAGUAGAUACUCCCAACAUAUUGGAAAAAACUCUUUACGACCUUGCUGAACAAUGUAUGGAUAAAAAAACUGAAUCAAGCCAAAUCUGACGUGUGGAAAACAGCAAAAGGCUGUCCAGAAGUUUGUCCUUUCUGUAAUGCAAAAUGUUCUCUUGAAACAGAUCAUCUUACAUUUGACAAAAAGCAUGAAUGUGACAUUCAUAUUCUGGCUGCUCUCGGUGGAACUUCUAGGUUGCAACAAGAUGAUUAAGAAGUACCAUUAUUUAGCCGCUGUACGUGGGAGGAAUUUCUUAUGAGUCCA